GACGACCUCCACCUGUUGGCCGCAGGAUGGCGCAGGGCGAAAUGUCUUUUUUUUCCAGGCCCUCUUCGUCUGCGGUCAAAAUCGUCGCUCCUUCGGCAGAGGACUCGCCCAAGGCGCCGCCCAGCCCAAAGCCAUCGCCCAAACGAGACUCUACUCAACGCCAGUGUAGGAAUAUAUUGAUAUAUGGGUCAUGUAAAUUCCAGGACAAGGGUUGUAUCUAUUACCAUCCCCCGCGCGAGGAGUCUCCGCCUGCGGCUCCAGAGUCCCCUGUACCGAGACCGGCUCUCCCAGCAGAGGCCGUUAAUGCGCCUAUUUUUGUGCCCAAGGCAACUGUCAAUGCGGACAGUUCGUCAGGAUCUGUUCAGGCCACAAUCCCGUCUCAGAUGUCUAUCCCAUCGUCCAUCUCCUCGGCCCAGACGGAUUAUGAAACUGCCUACUCUGAAUUUUCGGAGGAACACGAUCCAUAUGAUCCUCAUGUCCAUGGCGCCCACAUGAGUGAGGCUCACAGCGAUGGCUUAGUUCUGAAUCCAUAUUCCACUGGUACCGAUGCAGCUCAAAUGGUCGGAUUUGAUGGCUUAUCUGCCAUGGACGCUCUCUAUACGUCCCAUUUCACAUCCGUUAGGCAACCUCUCAACUACCACCUCUAUACACUCCCUCGCCCGGAUAGCCUCGCUAAUCGGUACUUCAUAUCUGACACUAUUCGCGAGGAGCUACAGAUGCGUUCCGAGACAAUACACAUAGCUCCAGCGCCUGGCCUGAACCUCCCCGAGGAAUUGCAAGGGUACCACACUAUCACUCCGCUAGAGCUUAUUGGCGGGGAAAGACGCAAAUUCUGGAACUGGUAUUCUACGGUGUACCGCGCAAUCAGCUCUACAGAUGGAGUAGCUUAUGUACUGAGGAGGAUUGAAAACUUCCGCCUGAUGCAACAGGCCGCGUUCUCCGGCAUUGAAGCAUGGUCACGCCUCCGGCAUCCGAACGUCGUCUCUAUUCGGGAGGGGUUCACAACGCGGGCCUUCGGCGACAGCUCGCUGGUUGUGGUCUACGACUAUCAUCCGAACGCACAGACGCUAUAUGACGCGCAUAUAAAGCCGAAGGUGCCCCAGUUCCAGAACGGGCGGCUGCAGGCGCAGGCACCUCGUCUUGCCGAGCGUACUGUCUGGUCCUACGUUGUGCAGAUUGCGAGUGCGAUAAAAGCCGUGCACGACGCGGGUUUGGCGGUGAGGAUCAUUGACGCGACCAAGAUUCUUGUCACGGAGAACAAUAGGGUCCGCAUUGGUUCAUGCGGUAUUGUGGAUGUGCUUACGUACGAGUCGCGUACGGAUAUCGCCAUUUUGCAGCAAGAAGACCUGGUAAUGUUCGGCAAACUGGUCUUUGCGCUAUGUAAUAACAAUCUGGCGGCGAUGAACAACUUUCCGAAAGCGGUUGAGAACCUCGGCAGGCACUAUUCCCCGGACUUGAAGGCGGUUGCGCUCUUCCUCGUUUCUAAGCCUGGUCCGAACAAGACUAUAGGUCAUCUCUCUGAGAUGAUCGGGAGCAGACUGGUGAUGGAGAUGGAUGAGAUGCAGAACGCUGUCGACCGCCUUGAGAGCGAGUUGAUGUCCGAGCUCGAGAAUGGCCGCCUUGUGCGCCUCCUCUGCAAGUUCGGUUUCAUCAACGAGCGUCCGGAGUUUGCACGCGAGCCCCGAUGGUCCGAGACAGGCGACAGGUACAUUAUCAAACUGUUCCGGGACUACGUAUUCCAUCAGGUGGACGACCAUGGGAACCCGGUGGUCAACCUGUCGCACGUCCUCACCUGCCUCAACAAGCUGGACGCAGGGAGUGGUGAACGGAUCAUGCUGGUAUCUCGGGACGAACAAAGCUGCUUGGUGGUGAGCUACAAAGAAGUCAAGGCGUGCAUCGAUUCGGCGUUCGGCGAGCUAUCGAGGAGGUGAUGCGGCAAAGUUUGACCAUCGCUGUUCAGAAAACAUGUAGAACCAGAAAAAGACGCGGAAAAUAUAGAUAAAAGGUCGACGAUUGCAUUUUCUCUAGAAAUUUUCCGAGCGG
Messenger RNA from Laetiporus sulphureus 93-53, 2043 nucleotides. RefSeq lists its product as uncharacterized. The record is from RefSeq and is a predicted model, not a curated record. Gene Ontology annotation, cellular component: P-body; PAN complex. The coding region runs from base 42 to 1931 and encodes 629 amino acids. Gene Ontology annotation, molecular function: ATP binding; poly(A) binding; protein kinase activity. The transcript has 16 exons. Gene Ontology annotation, biological process: nuclear-transcribed mRNA poly(A) tail shortening; mRNA processing; protein phosphorylation. Lineage: Eukaryota; Fungi; Basidiomycota; Agaricomycetes; Polyporales; Laetiporaceae.